Dendronephthya gigantea is the source of this 1703-nucleotide messenger RNA. Its product is annotated as centrosomal protein of 112 kDa-like. The record is from RefSeq and is a predicted model, not a curated record. Gene Ontology annotation, cellular component: cytoplasm. The transcript has 19 exons. The coding region runs from base 91 to 1569 and encodes 492 amino acids. NCBI's taxonomy places the organism in Eukaryota, Metazoa, Cnidaria, Anthozoa, Malacalcyonacea, Nephtheidae.
UGCAAAACUAUGCACAACACACAUCCAUGGAAACAAAUAUAAAUGAUUUCAAGCAAACUUUUCACCCUUUCUUUAACAAGAAAAUUUUAAAUGUUUGGACGAAACAUGAUUGUAAAAGGUACUGCGCCACCUUACCGUCAAACUCCUGAAAGCUUACACAGUUUUCAAUAUGUUCAGCGAGGUUUGAAGGACGUCCGAAAUGAAAAUUGCCAAACGACCUCUGUUGAGUUGAAAAAAAGUAAAGAGAAACGUCCAAAGUCUUCACCCAUGAGGAUAGCUGAAAAGCUUUCUGAAGAAAUCUGUUCUAAAGGACACAAAAAAAAUUCGAAGGAUGAUAUGAGGAGAAUGUAUUUCAAAAUAGUUCAACCUGGAUAUACGAUUGCCAAGCGAAAUAGCGGCAUUGAUGUAACACUAAAUAUGGACGAGCUUUGGGAAGGUGCAACAAAGGAAAGCAAAAAAAGCCUUCUUAAUCAAGAUGAAAGAGACUUGAAAAUAAAGAAAUUAAUUCAAGAGAUUAGUGAUUUAAAGGCUUCAAUAUCUGAAGAAAGAAUCUCUAAUAGAACACAAUUUCAACAAUUUGUUGAGAAUACUAAGAUUGAUGUUGAAGUUAUGAUACAAGAGCACAGAGACCAUAUAAAGACAAUUGAAGAAGAUCAUGAGCUAGAAUUAGAAAACUUGAAGGCAAUGUAUGAGGCAAAGAUUAAUGAUGAGAAAGAAGAGGCUAACAUAGCUGCAACUCAAAUGCAAAGAGAAAUUGAUGCAGUUCGAGGAACUCUGCAAUCUUGCACGGAAGAUGUGACUGUGGAAUUAGAAAAACAAUGGUUGGAUCGAAAGGAAAAACUUAACGUUGAACAUCAAAUUAAAGCUGAACAAUUGUUGAAGGAACAGCGGUUAAAAUUAAAAAGUGAACGAAUUGCGAUGAUAAAUGACAUAAAAGAGAAACAACUUCGAGAAUUAGAAAACGUGAGAGAGAGACAUUCACGAGAGAUGAAUAAUCUUCGUGAAGAAUUUGACGCUUUCGCUGCUGAUGCUGAGAAUUUUAGAAUUGCUGCCCUAGAAGCCGAGAGACUCAAGGAAGAAUUAACGGAUCUUCAGGAUGUCCACAAUGAAACUAAAAAUAAAUUAAGAAAGACAAAGAACGAGUUGGCUGAUGCGAAAGUACAGCUUCAUGGCUAUGAACUUCGCUUUGCAGAAAAGGUUGCUGAGGUUGAGGAGCGUUAUUCCAUGAAAAUUCAGGGUCUUAUGCUAAACAACACAGAUAUUCGUCGAAACUAUAUGAGAAAAUGCGCUGAACUUUUGGAUGUUCAGAAUACGAUUGACGACUCUCCCAAGGAAAGAAAAUCAAGCAAUACCAAGACAACAAUGAAGACGAUUAUACUGGCUCGUGCAAAAGCAGAUGUUAGUCUGGUAACAGCAGAACAGAAGACAAUUCCUAUGAAAGGAUCACAGGGUUCCGGAAAAAGACCCAGAAGUGCACCUGUGUUGAAACCUGAGGUUUUUGAAGAUGGUAAUCUAUUUUUAACACUCUCUGAGCUUCGACAAUACAGACCGAAUUCAAGUUUAGCAUGAAAUAAGCAAGGUACCUGUAUCCAUCAGCGAAUUAUGUGUUUGUGUGCCAGAAUUUCUUACAGUUCUUUCAAGUACUGUAAAUUUGGAGAUUUUUUUAUUUUUUAUAGGUGUGAACUGUACAUAGUAUUUAUUUA